AUGAAUAACUCUACAGUGAACUUCACCACACCUGAAACAUCUACAGACUCUACAGCUGAUUCUUUCUGGUUACUAGAAAGUCUGAGAAUUUGUGUGUUCAGCAUGAAUUUUCUGUUUGGUCUUCCUACACAUUUCUCUGUUAUAUGGCUCAUCAUCACAGGAACGGGAAGUGGAGUGGCAUUUGAGUUCUUCAUCCUCAAUCUCUCUGUUUGUGAGACUGGAACCUGUCUGAAUUGUUUGUUUUAUAUUGUGUCAGUUUUCUUUCCAAGUAUCUCAAAAUUACCACUGUUUUUACUAGGACUAGUCUUCACUGGUCGUCCUCUGUUUCAGUGUCUGAUGUGUGUUGAGCGUUACCUGGCAGUGGUUCAUCCUGUAACCUUUCUGAAGUACAAACAUCUCAGAUAUAGAGUAAUUUUUUCGACUUUGGCUUGGAUAAUUAUUUUUGGCACCUGUUUAUUUUGCUUAUUUAUAAACUUCUGGGAAAACAGUCAACUACAGUCUCAAUUUUUCUUGCUGCAGUUCCUUCUCUUCCUCUUCAUCCAGUUGUUUUGUCUUGUGGCUGUUCUCAGAGCUCUGAAGCAUUCAGGACCAGGAGAGAGAGGGAAAGAGAGAGAGGAGGAAAACCCCACAAAGAUAAAAGCAUUUCAUAUCAUUCUAAUAACUACUGUGAGCAUGACUAUCAUAUAUCUGCCAUUUGCUAUCACAGGAAUAAUUACCAUUCUAACAAAGCAGUAUAAUUAUAUUCUUUGGAUCACUGGUUUGGUUUGUUAUGUGCUGGCUGGUUUUGUGCAGCCUGUUCUUUAUCUGCACCGGGCUGGAAAACUCUCCUGCCUUUGUGUCUAA
Onychostoma macrolepis is the source of this 843-nucleotide messenger RNA. RefSeq names its product hydroxycarboxylic acid receptor 2-like. Gene Ontology annotation, cellular component: membrane. Gene Ontology annotation, molecular function: G protein-coupled receptor activity. Gene Ontology annotation, biological process: positive regulation of Rho protein signal transduction; phospholipase C-activating G protein-coupled receptor signaling pathway. The transcript has a single exon. Lineage: Eukaryota; Metazoa; Chordata; Actinopteri; Cypriniformes; Cyprinidae. The coding region runs from base 1 to 843 and encodes 280 amino acids. The record is from RefSeq and is a predicted model, not a curated record.